Messenger RNA from Betta splendens (Siamese fighting fish), 1764 nucleotides. RefSeq names its product mediator complex subunit 10 (gene med10). NCBI's taxonomy places the organism in Eukaryota, Metazoa, Chordata, Actinopteri, Anabantiformes, Osphronemidae. Bases 753 to 1157 code for a protein of 134 amino acids. The record is from RefSeq and is a predicted model, not a curated record. Gene Ontology annotation, biological process: positive regulation of transcription by RNA polymerase II. Gene Ontology annotation, molecular function: transcription coregulator activity. Gene Ontology annotation, cellular component: chromatin; mediator complex. The transcript has 4 exons.
UUUGAACACACCAACGACUUCAACGCGUAGGGAAUAUUUAAAAAUCCCGAUGUCCUACAAAUUCGUAAUAUUUUAUUUUGAAACCCCGUAGUGUAUGUUUUAAAUUAUUCUGGUUAAAUCUGGGUAACUUGCAGUUCUAUAUCUGAAAACAGAUAGUGGGUGUCAGAUGAAAGUAACACCGACGCUACUCACGUACACUUUUAGUUUCAGUUUACGCCCGAUGCACCUCUACCGAGUGAGAGCUAAUUACAGCACCAUUAUUUUACAGGUUAAGAAUAUAUUUAUCAUCAAAUAUUAUAAAGACGCGUUUCUCGUAUGUGCAUUUCACAUAAUACACUAGAACAUACUGAACAAACGCAUCCUACAUAUCACUGCUGUCGUCCACUUGCCAUCUAGAUAUGUAGACUAUAGACAGGACAAUGGGGUGCAUGUCGUCCAUCUUACUAUUGUUAAUGUUAAUAAUUUAUUAGGCUGUAAAUGCGAAGAUUUUCCUGACAAAGAAUCUUCUGCCUAACCGACGGCGCGACACUUUGAGGCUUUACACGUCAGAAAACGGCAGUCUGACGUCUGUUGUUGCCUAGGUAACAACACAGCGAGCGCGGCCAUUGGCCGGUGUGCCGCCGUAAAGCACGUCAGCGCAGCGAGUACGGCGAUGUUGGUGGCUAGCGGAAUACGGCUGCAUUUCUCAAAAGUAUUGUUUUAAACGCAGCGGCGUCUAUUUGUUCGCGGUGGUUCAGUAGCAGUCGGUUAACAUGGCUGAGAAAUUUGACAACCUGGAGGAGCACCUGGAGAAAUUCAUCGAGAACAUUCGACAGUUGGGAAUCAUCGUCAGCGACUUCCAGCCUAGCAGCCAGACAGGACUCAACCAAAAGCUGAAUUUCAUGAUCUCCGGCCUGCAAGACAUUGAGAAGUGCCGUCAGCAGCUCCAUGAGAUCAACGUACCGCUGGAGGUGUUUGAAUACAUUGACCAAGGUAAAAACCCUCAGCUGUACACGAAGGAGUGCCUGGAGAGAGCCUUGGCCCGGAACGAGCAGGUCAAAGGGAAGAUUGACACUAUGAUGAAAUUCAAAAGCCUUCUUAUCUCCGAGCUCACUAAAGUUUUUCCAGAAGAGAUGUCCAAGUACAAGGCUAUCCACGGAGAAGAUGGCCCCUCCUAGUGGAUCUGGCAGCGAGUGGAGUUUCCUUGAGCAGCUUCCUCUGUGGCUGCCACCUGAAUGUGUUAUUUACCCAGUCAUGUCAUAAACGCUGCACUGCUGUUCCUGAUCAGUAUCCCGAGGGAGAAGAGCUUGGUUGCUACUGUUCUCCAACUUCAACGUCUUCAUUUGAAGGGAUACAAAUCAUGAGAAACGGAUAGUUUUUCACAUUCUUAGUUGCCAGGAGAAAGAUCUUUAUUUUCUGUUGAACUGUGAUCACUGAUUUACAGCAGAAUAUUUCCACAGCUCCCAACAACACCACAAAUGUUUGGAGCUACACAGGACCUAUCUGCAUUACAGAUUUUAUUUCAUCAGUUGUACAUACUGUCUAUUUAUAAUCUAACACAACAUUUUUUAAUGCUCCCUGAUUAUUGUGCGUCAUAGAUUUGUAGUGUACAGAUGAUGUUUUGUAUGAAUCUCAGGUUUCUAAUGGCCAUGAUAACGGAAUGCAAAUGUAAUUUGAUCCCCAUUCUGUGCCUGAUCGCUGAAUAUGGUCAGAAAUUAGUCCAUUCUUUAUUUGUAACCUGUUUGUAUCAUAGGAUUUGUUAAUAAAUGAUCCUUGAUGGACUGA